AUGGACUAUUUCAACUUCAGCACACUCCUCCUGUUCGGAGACCAGGCGGAUGCAGAGCAGACAGACGAUAUUCAAUCGGGAAUAGAGGAGAUGAUGCAUAUGCGUACACCGAUAGGCACACCAGCUGAAUAUCCUCGAGCCCAAGGCCACGUCACCAUCUCCGUAUCGACGACCUUCCAUCCUGAUGCCCGCAUCGCUGGCGCGUUUCCUGACCUCAUACUGGUCUCUUCCGACCAAGUUUACUUCCACGUCCAUCUGCAUCGUAUACUUGAAGCGUCGGAGAAUGGGUUCGCAUCCUUGUUGCCUCCAAAAUCCCAGGAUGAUGGAUUCCCGCCCGCCGUCUAUGUCUCCGAACCUGCAGAGGUGCUAAACGUCAUUGUGCAUACGAUCUACGACCUCUCCGCGGCCCAGUUUGUACCCUCGUUCGAGACCGUAUCUGUUGCACUGAACGCCAUGGUCAAAUAUGGCAUUUCUCCCGUGCGAUUCAUCACGCCUGCUAUGCCGCUCUACGCCCUCAUCCUCUCGCUUGCCCCCCAUCAACCCAUUGAAGCGUACGCGCUUGCGGCAGCUCAUGAUCUAUACGGCCUCGCGGUGGCAAUCUCGCCACAUUUGCUCUCAUUUACUCUUUCGUCCCUGACGGAUGAACUUGUCGUGCGCAUCGGGCCAAUCUACUUAAAGCGCUUAUUCUUCCUGCACAGCAUACGAAUGGAGGCGCUCAAGAAACUCCUGCUGCAUCCGCCGCGCCCGCAUCCCGAGACGGUGAACUGCUAUGGCGAGCAGCAACUUCGCCUGACACGUGUAUGGGCACUCGCUUCUGCCCAUCUUGUAUGGGAUGCAAGACCUAGUGCGUAG
This is a messenger RNA of Fibroporia radiculosa, 852 nucleotides long. RefSeq lists its product as uncharacterized. The transcript is spliced from 2 exons. Lineage: Eukaryota; Fungi; Basidiomycota; Agaricomycetes; Polyporales; Fibroporiaceae. The coding region runs from base 1 to 852 and encodes 283 amino acids. The record is from RefSeq and is a predicted model, not a curated record.